Rhopalosiphum maidis (corn leaf aphid) is the source of this 1185-nucleotide messenger RNA. It is a transcript of the gene ATPsyngamma, whose product is annotated as ATP synthase subunit gamma, mitochondrial. Gene Ontology annotation, molecular function: proton-transporting ATP synthase activity, rotational mechanism. The transcript has 6 exons. Lineage: Eukaryota; Metazoa; Arthropoda; Insecta; Hemiptera; Aphididae. Bases 155 to 1057 code for a protein of 300 amino acids. The record is from RefSeq and is a predicted model, not a curated record. Gene Ontology annotation, biological process: proton motive force-driven ATP synthesis.
CACUGUAGUCCGCGUACCCUUUAUUUGACCCCGCCGCACAGUUUUUGGAUCAUCUACACGGACACUAUCCAAACCGACAUCAGCCUUACUAUCGCUCCGUCGCAACUAGCACGAAAUAUAUUUCAUUUUUUGCUGCCGACCAAACUCUGUCACCAUGAUGAUGAUCUCGAAGCCGACGACAAUGGUGGUCUGCCUGAAGGGCGCCGCCGCCGGUCAACAGCAAAACCGUAACAUGGCUACUCUAAAACAAAUUUCGAUGCGCUUAAAAUCUGUCACAAAUAUCCAGAAAAUCACGCAGUCCAUGAAGAUGGUGUCCGCCGCUAAAUACGCGAGAGCUGAACGUGAACUACGUCAAGCCCGUCCGUACGGCGAAGGCGUUAAGGCAUUUUUUGAAAAGUCUGGUGCCACUGAAGCAGUUGAAGGUGGUGACAACAACAAAUUAAUUGUCGCUAUUACUUCUGAUCGUGGUCUUUGUGGCGCAGUCCACACUAACGUUGCUAAAACCAUUCGUAACGAAUUAGGUGCAGAGUCCGUAGAUUCUCCUCAAUCAAAAGUGUUCUGUGUGGGUGAUAAGUCUCGUGCACUUCUGCAGAGACUGUAUGCUCAAAAUAUUGCUAUUGUGGCUAAUGAAGUUGGUCGCAAACCACCCACAUUUUUGGAUGCAUCUAAAGUUGCUAAUGAAUUGAUACAGUUGGAUUUCAACAGUGGAAAAAUUGUUUACAACCGAUUCAAAACUGUUGUGUCUUAUCAAACUGAAGAAGUACCAUUGUUGAGUGCUAAAACUAUGUUAGCUGCACCAAAGUUACAGUUGUACGACAGUAUUGAUCAAGGUGUUAUGGAAUCAUACCAAGAAUUUACAGUUGCUGCUUUAUUAUACUACACAAUGAAAGAGUCUGCUUGCAGUGAACAAUCAUCAAGGAUGACAGCUAUGGACAAUGCUAGCAAGAACGCAGCUGAAAUGAUUGGCAAGCUGACUUUGACAUUCAAUCGUACUAGACAGGCUGUGAUCACCAGAGAGUUGAUUGAAAUCAUUUCUGGAGCAGCAGCGUUAGAAUAAUUGUUUUUUUAUAAAUAUCAUUAUACUAUAGAGUUGAAGGACAACAAUAAAAGAAAUGGAAUUCCAUACGUUUGAAAAAUAAAAAAAAUAAUUUAAACAAUAAAAUCAGUGGUAUUUAUCGAUUAGAA